AUGGCGGACGGGAGCAGGUCCCCGGAAGAGGAGGAGGCAGCGCGGAGCCCGCGGCGCCGAGAGCGCAGCGCCGCCCUCAUGGAGCCCAACGUGCGCUUCUGGAUCAGCGAUCGCCAAGUACGGCCCGGGGCGGGGCCGCGGGACUGGGGGCGGGGCGGGGGCCGUGCCGCGGGGAAUCGGGGCAGGGGGCGCCCGGAGCUGCGCACCCGGGCUCCGCGACCUUGCGCCGGUCACGUGGCCCCCUGUGACAAAAUUGAGAAGCGGCAGGGCGUCCAACCUGUCCCUGAGAGCCAGGACACAAAGCCAGAGAUGUGCAGGUGGGGGCCUGUUGCAGCGGCCCAGCUGCUUCCUCCACCUGGGACCCUGGCUGCAGUAUUGAGCCCUCGCUGGGAGAAAAUAGAAAAGUUGAGACAACUUUUAUCAAUAGAUGAAGCCAGAGGAAGCGUGGAGGACAAGAAGAUGCAAGAGGCUUGGAAGAGAAGUCUUUCAACCGUGCAUCCUGACAAUAGCAAACUGAUCCCUGCUCCUUUUCGACCUGCAGCUUUCCUGCCUUUCACAGGGCCCAUGGUUUUUUUUUCGAUGAUGCCAUCAAAAGGGAUAAAGUCCACGAUUUUGCCUCAGUUUUCGCUUUAUACCUAUACCACGGCCUUCAACAUUAUCAAUGGGAACACGAGUUCCCAACAUCGCCCACAAGAGAGUCUACUCCUAGGGGCGGGAGUAGUUGUGGCUUCAACCUUUAUUGGACCCUCGGCCAUCACCAGAGCCUCCUGGUCCCUCGUCCACGAUGUGGCCGCUGACAGCCACUUCUUGCAGCCUGCCAGCUCCCCCAGGCCCGAAUUCGGUCUCGGGAGGAUGGAGUCCAUUGGGUCGGGCCUGGCCCAAACGAGGGGCAUGGUGGUCAUCACGGUGCUGCUGUCGGUUGCCGUGUUCAUCCUGGGUGUGGGUUUCAUCAUUGCCCUGGCACUGGCCCAUGUCAGCGGGGUGAACGUCCUAGCAUCCCGAAGUUUGGAGCCCGCACGAGGCAUCAGGGUCAUGGACAAGGAAGGCAACGUCAUAGGCUAUUCCAGAAGAGCCGGGGAAAAGGCCGUCAAAGAAACUGCAGUAUCCAGAACGGUGCUGUUUGGGACCGCAGCCUGUGUCACAGAAGUCUUGGUGUACUUCUUCAAACGGACCCAGUUCUUCCUGCAGCACCCCUGGUCCCUGUGGACUGUGAAGCUGUCCUGCAGCAUCCUGGCCUUGGGGCUGAUGGUGCCUGUCUCCUUUAGCAUGUUCCCACAGGUUAGACUGAUACAGUGCAGUCAGCUUGAAGAGGAAAUUCAGUCUUCAACAGAAGAAACAGAACUCUUCUACAACAGGGGGGUGUAG
Orycteropus afer afer is the source of this 1365-nucleotide messenger RNA. Lineage: Eukaryota; Metazoa; Chordata; Mammalia; Tubulidentata; Orycteropodidae. The record is from RefSeq and is a predicted model, not a curated record.